This is a messenger RNA of Otolemur garnettii (small-eared galago), 1313 nucleotides long. RefSeq names its product pyrophosphatase (inorganic) 2 (gene PPA2). The record is from RefSeq and is a predicted model, not a curated record. The coding region runs from base 29 to 931 and encodes 300 amino acids. NCBI's taxonomy places the organism in Eukaryota, Metazoa, Chordata, Mammalia, Primates, Galagidae. Gene Ontology annotation, molecular function: magnesium ion binding; inorganic diphosphate phosphatase activity. Gene Ontology annotation, cellular component: cytoplasm. Gene Ontology annotation, biological process: phosphate-containing compound metabolic process. The transcript is spliced from 11 exons.
CCGCGCGCAGCCGACCGUCCCGGACGCCAUGCGCGCGCUGCUGCCGCUGCUGCGCUCCGGCCGGGGGUGGCGCGCGGACGCCCCCUCUGCGGCCUGCCUGUGGCGGGGCGCGAAUGCGGUGACCGGGCCGCGCCGCGCCAUGGCCCUGUACCGCACGGAGGAACGCGGCCAGCCCUGCUCGCAGGAUUACCGCCUAUUCUUCAAGAAUGUAGCUGGUCACUACAUUUCCCCCUUUCAUGAUAUUCCUCUGAAGGUGGACUCUAAAGAGGAAAAUGGCAUUCCUACAAAGAAAGCGCGGAAUGAUGACUGUGAGAAUUUGUUUAAUAUGGUUGUAGAAGUGCCUCGGUGGACAAAUGCUAAAAUGGAGACUUGGGAAGAUCCCCAUCGAAAAGACAAGAGCACAAACUGCUGUGGAGAUAAUGAUCCUAUUGAUGUUUGCGAAAUAGGCUCAAAGGUUCUUUCUCGUGGAGAGGUUAUUCAUGUGAAGAUUCUUGGAAUUUUGGCUCUGAUUGAUGAAGGUGAAACAGAUUGGAAAUUAAUUGCUAUCAAUGCAAAUGAUCCUGAAGCUUCAAAAUUUAAUGAUAUUGAUGAUGUUAAGAAGUUCAAACCAGGUUACCUGGAAGCUACUCUGAACUGGUUUAGAUUUUAUAAGGUGCCAGAAGGAAAACCAGAAAACCAGUUUGCAUUUAAUGGAGAAUUCAAAACCAAGGCUUUUGCUCUUGAAGUUAUUGAAUCCGCUCAUGAAUGUUGGAAAGCUUUGCUUAUGAAGAAGUGUAAUGGAGGGUCUAUAAAUUGCACAAAUGUUCAGGUAUGCGAUAGUCCUUUCCAUUGCACUCAAGAAGAAGCAAGAUCAUUAGUUGAAUCGGUAUCAUUUUCACUGAAUCAAGAAAGUAAUAAAGAAGAGCAAGUGUGGCACUUCCUUGGCAAGUGAUGGGAGCAUUUGAAAUUCUGCCAUCAAGAUUUUAAACUCCAAGGACUCCAAGUCUUCCUUUUCCCCUAGUGCAGAGAUAGUGAGGUCUAUGAGCAUUUGCUGACUUCCUGUGAAAACUUCCUUUUUUCAAACUUUUUGAGAAAUGAAAUAUAUAAAUAAAUACUAAAAUUUUUGAAUUAGUCUUCUUUGGAUAUUUACUGAUAUAAAAGGAAAGGAUUUGGUUUCGUUUCGUAGCAGAAAUUUAGAAGCAUUGAGUUUUAAAUAAGUUCUAAUUUCUAUGUCUGAGGGACCCCAAUGAUUUUAUUAGCUUUUAUGUCUAUAGUUUAAAUGUAAAAAUUAUAAAUUUAUUAAGUUAAUAAAAUUUAGACUGUUCUCAGUAUUA